GACAUCGACUGAAGUCUUCGUUUCCAUUCUUCAGAUACCAGAAAUCACGCCCCACCGUCUUCCUCUCGUCCCCAGGCGGCCGUUACUUUGCAUCGAUACAAGCUUUAGGACAGAAAAGGACAAAUCUGAUUUCAUUAAACGGCGAUGUUGUGGAAACUGUACACACCGAGCGUUCACUAUCAACAGCAAUCAGCGACAGCAUACCGCACCUUACCUUACCUGACUACAAGCACACCACAAGCCGUGUAUGCUCCGACAGUGUUGCUCACUAAAGCGACAUUUGACAGUCGGUGCCUUCCCCGCGUUUGAAUCCGCGCCCACCAAGUUGUGUGAUCGGAGGUACCGGAGCGCCGGUCCACGAGCCGCCUGUGCGCUGAUUGGCUGCUACCCCACACUCUCGGGUAGCUGGAAACGGACCGGUCGUCCGAGAUUCCGGGCGUUCCGAAAACGCCGAGUCGCCGACUAAGUGUGCAGAGCACACGCGGUGCACAGCAGAAGAGAACACGUUUAUAUGUGCAACUGCUGCGAUUUGCGAGUGCGAACACUGGGCGUAUGUUGUCCAGGGUGUCGAACCAGAGUAUUGGGUCAGGAUAUCCGGUCCGAGGUAUGUCUUGCGGAGGACUGUCCAAGUUCUUCUGCUUCCGCCGGGUCCUGGCCCUGGCUGUGCGGUUGGCGUUCAGACGUGCACGUCACGACGUGGGCCGAGCAUCCGAGCUUCUUCCAAACGAAUGCUUCUCCCAGGAUUUUGGACGUGACGCGUCCGGAUGAGAAUAGCGUAUGAUAAGGCAUUGGAAUCAUGUGUCAGAGCUCCCUGGUACGUACAUUCGACUCCAAGACCAUGUCAAUGCCGUGCUCCGUCGAAAUCUAUCCCUCUUCUACAUCACCGUCCUAUUCAGUAGCCCAUGCGUACGCCCGCGAACUUGAAGUGCCGACCACCACCCUCU
Messenger RNA from Coniophora puteana RWD-64-598 SS2, 944 nucleotides. RefSeq lists its product as uncharacterized. NCBI's taxonomy places the organism in Eukaryota, Fungi, Basidiomycota, Agaricomycetes, Boletales, Coniophoraceae. The record is from RefSeq and is a predicted model, not a curated record. The transcript is spliced from 2 exons. Bases 607 to 768 code for a protein of 53 amino acids.